AUGAACGGGCACUUUGCCGGCGCCGGCGAGAAUGCGGAUUUCGAGCACGGCGUGCAGAUCAUCGACGAGGACAAGAACUUCAAUCCCAACCUGCCGAAAUACCUGUCCGCGCAGGGCAUCACGAAAGCCGGGUUCAACUACCAUCUCAUUUCCGUUUUCGGCAGCCAGAGCACGGGCAAGAGCACGCUGCUUAAUUUCCUGUUUGGGACGGAGUUUGGGGUUAUGAGUGAGCAGGAGCGCCGGCAGACGACCAAGGGGAUUUGGAUGAGCAAGAAUAAGAAAGAGCAGACGGGGAUGGCGGAGAAUAUUCUGGUGAUGGAUGUUGAGGGUACCGAUGGGCGCGAGAGAGGGGAAGAUCAGGAUUUUGAGCGCAAGAGUGCGCUGUUCGCGCUGGCGACGAGUGAGGUGCUCAUUGUCAAUAUCUGGGAGCACCAGGUGGGCUUGUACCAAGGGGCGAACAUGGGCCUGCUGAAGACGGUCUUCGAAGUCAACUUGCAGCUUUUCCUCAAGAACGCGAAGAACGUGACGCGCAGCUUGCUCUUCUUCGUUAUCCGCGAUCAUCUCGGCACGACGCCGUUGUCGAACCUGCGCCAGACCCUCCUCGCGGACUUGCAGCGGAUUUGGGCCGGGUUGAGCAAGCCGCCGGGGUUGGAGAAGAGUCAGAUUGAUGACUACUUUGACUUUGCAUUUGUUGCGCUCCCGCACAAGAUUUUGCAGCCAGAGAAAUUUGCACUGGAUGUGCAGAAGUUGGGCACGAGGUUUCGGGAGGGAUAUGUGGAUCCCAAGAGAGCGGCGCUCACGCUGGACGAUGCUUCGCAACCGGUGUUCUUGCCGCAGUAUCAUCGGAGAAUCCCCGCGGACGGCUUCCCGAUGUAUGCGCAGGGGAUUUGGGAGCAGAUUGACAGCAACAAGGACCUGGAUCUUCCGACUCAGCAGGAGUUGUUGGCGCAGUUCAGAUGUGAUGAGAUUUCGAAGGAGGUGCUCGUGGCGUUUGAUGCGAUUAUCAUACCUUUGGAGGAACGGCAGGCUGCUGCUAUCGACGCGGGAACACCGGAGCUCAUUGCUGAUCUUGGCAACACCAUGACCGCAGCUCGCGAGACUCUUCUGAAGAACUUUGAGGAAGAAGGGAGUCGCUAUCACAAGGGCGUGUUCAAGCGGAAACAGACUGAACUGGAAACGAAAGUGGACGGAAGAUUGAAGACUCUGUUCACCGCCCAAUUGAAUUCCGCGCACAAGAUUGGAAUUCAGGAGUUCAGCGACUCGGUGUCGGCCGCGGUCAAAGUCGGCCAGAAGAAAGGCGGGAAUUACGAUUUCCACAAGAUUGUGCAGACGGAGAAGCAGAAGGUGCUCAAGAAGUUCGAGGCGGUGGCGAGAGGGAGCGUCAUUGCUGGCAGUCCUUGGAGCGAUUACAAGUCUCAGCUCAAUCUUUAUCAGAAGGAACUGGACGAAGUGAGCGCGCGGCUGCGCAAGGAUGAGAUGCGCCGAUUGGCCACCAGGUCUGAACGCUGGGUCCGGACUAAGCUGAGCGAGGGCGUGGGACUAGAGUUCAACCGCCUAGGCUCCGGCCGAGCCGGCUCAGGUGCACCAGCUGAAGGCGAGAAGCCCCCGACAGAAAAGGACUUGUGGGACCGCAUAUGGACGCUCUUCACCGAGACGGUGUCGCACGCGGAAUCGCGCUUCACGGAGCGCGCACGCGGCUUCGACGCCAGCCCCGACGAAGUCGAAGUCGGACUGUGGCGACUGCGGCGCAAGUCGUGGGCCGCGCUGCGCGACAAAAUCGACGAGGAGGUGAUGGAGGGCAACCUCCUCCUCAAACUGCGCGAGAACUUCGAGGACAAAUUCCGGUACGACGAGGAGGGCGUGCCGCGCAUUUGGCGCCCUACGGACGACAUUGAAGGCGUGUACACCAAAGCGCGCGAGAGCACGCUCGACCUCAUCCCGCUUCUGGCGCGCUUCCGCUUGGCGCGCACGAGUGCGCCUCCGCCUUUGGAUGCGUGGAUUGGAGAGGCCCCUUCGGCAGCGACGCCGCAGGACGAAGAGGAUCUGCAGCCUAUUGGUGGGAUUGAUGAGGAGGAAGGCAAGUCUUUGGAGGAAGAGAUGACGGUGUUGAGCGAGGCGAAGAGGCAGGAUUUGGCGACGCGGUUCAAGAAGACGGCGGAUGGGGUGUAUGUUGAGGCGAAGCGGAGUGCCAUUGGCGGCGUGACGCAGGUGCCGCUUUACUUUUAUGGGUUGUUGCUUGCGCUUGGGUGGAAUGAGAUUGUGGCUGUUCUGCGGAACCCGCUCUACUUCAUCAUGCUUAUCCUACUGGGUGCAGGGGCGUACGUCACGUAUACCCUGAACCUUUGGGGCCCCAUGAUUCGCAUGGGCAAUGCGGCUAGUGCGCAAGGACUGGAAAUCUUCAAGGAGAAGUUGCGCGCGUUCCUGGAGUCGUCCGAGACGGGCAGAGAGGCGAUCAAGAUGUCUGCCAAAGGAGGGGAGACGUUCAAUUUGGACACGUUGAAUAGCAAUGGCACGACGAAAGUCAAGGCCUCUGCGGCGAAGGAUGACGAUGUCGACGAUAUUUGA
This is a messenger RNA of Neohortaea acidophila, 2565 nucleotides long. Its product is annotated as RHD3/Sey1. The coding region runs from base 1 to 2565 and encodes 854 amino acids. Lineage: Eukaryota; Fungi; Ascomycota; Dothideomycetes; Mycosphaerellales; Teratosphaeriaceae. The record is from RefSeq and is a predicted model, not a curated record. The transcript has 3 exons. Gene Ontology annotation, cellular component: endoplasmic reticulum. Gene Ontology annotation, molecular function: GTP binding; GTPase activity. Gene Ontology annotation, biological process: endoplasmic reticulum membrane fusion.